GUGCAUGUUGAUUGUUCAAUUUGCCUUGCUUGUUAGCUGAUGCUAGCUUUGAAUCAAGUUGCUGCAGGUCUGAAACGUCAGUGGCUGAAACCAGAAAUAAACUUUUCAUUAAUAUUUUAUGAACACUGCAAAGGACAAGCUUGCAUUCUAAAUUGUAUUUGCGAGGAAGUUGACUAAACACAUGUGUAUUACAACUUAUUUGUAAAUCAUGACUACGCUAAAAAUAUUUUUGAAAUCGACUGUGGCUUCACUUUGGUUAUUGUCUGCCAUUCGACUUUCUUACAUGUUAGAGUAUGAUGUCACAACCUUUGUGAAUAGCAGUUUGAUCUCAAAUAUUACGAGUUCAAAGGCUCAUAAUUUUACGUUUUCAAAUACAAGAGUACGGUUUCAAUAUGAGCUAAUUAAAGGGAGUGCUGGCCUUUCAAAUAUCGUGGACAUACUUUCCAGGCAACAGGAUAUUUCUAGAAAUAGCACUGUUUUGAGAAUGUCAUAUGUUGGAGAGCAGAUUGAAAAUAUCAUAACUGAAGUCCUCUCAAGCAAGAAAGAAAAGCUUCAUCCAUUGCAGCCAGGCAACUGCUCGCAGAUCUCGGAUGAGGCAUUCGAUGUGCCAUCACCUUGCAAAAGAUUCAAAGACGCUUAUCUGUAUACAUUCAAGACGCUUAUAAAUGAAGUUUUUGUCAAGCCAGUAAUGCUCGUGACUGACGAGCAGGAUCCUUGUGUCAAGAAUAUUGCAAAUACUCUCAGUAAGAUCUCAGAUGACGGUCUUUUUGUUCAGAAGGUUGGUAGUACUCGCUCCCUUGUAAAAGAUAUCACAGAAGCUGUAAACAAGGCAAUUACAACAUCAACAUCAACAAUUAUUCUUCUUUGCUCAAAUCACAUAUCCGAGCUAAUUUUGGCGAGAUCGAUUUCGCAUCCUGCUUUGAAGGACAAUGUGAUAUGGGUCACAGUCAGCUCAAACAUCAAAAAAGCGAUCGUUCCUACAAUUCUUUUGAACGUUGAGUUUGAGGAAAACAAGGCUAGUCUGCUGCCAUCUUUGAACAAGGACAGCAUCAUGCUUCUUGCUGCAAAGAAGGUGGUAUCAUUGUCGGUUGAAAGUAAAAGGCUAUCAAGACCGGAUGCCAUUCUUAUGACAAAGAAGGCUGUUAGCGAAUUCAAAGCCCUCUGCAAUGAGCGGAGUUCAACUGAACCUCUGGCUUCAGUCUCUUUUCGCCUCCCAAACCACCAAUGGCAAACUAUGUAUCGAUUGUCCGGCAAAGGCAAAUUAACACUGCUUUCACGCGACUCAAAGAUUUCUUGGCUUUCCCGGACCAACUUUCAUAAACAGAUGUUAACAGUUGUUACAGUAGAGGACCCACCAUUUGUAGAAAAGGCAUCUAAUAAGGAUAUUGAUAGAAAAACCCGUUCAUGUACUCAAGGCCUUUUGUGUAGAUUUAAGGAAACAACUAGCAACGGAACAACAUGGGAACGAACAUGCUGUGUAGGGCUCAUGAUGGAUCUGCUUAAACGACUACAAAAAGACUUAUCAUUGUCAAUAGAUCUCUACCUUGCUGAGGAUGGUUAUUACGGGAGCUUUGAAAAUAACACUUGGAAUGGCAUGAUCAGGGACCUUAUAAUAAGAAAGGCAGAAAUGAUAAUGGGCCCGAUUACAGCCACAGAAUCACGAUCGGCUGUGGUCGACGUUGGUGAACCAAUGUUUCAUAUAUCCCUUGCAAUAUUGCUCCUCCAACAAUAUGAGACCGAACUGUCUUUCCUGAACUUCAGCUUUGUAAACAAUGUUGAUGGAGAUCUAUUAUUGGUUCUUCUAGCAAUGUUUUUGUUUGGAUUUUGCUUCAUUUAUCUCUUGGAAAACACGCUAUUUUCUAAAAAAGACGAGAGUUCAAAGAGGAGUUAUAACCUUAAGGAUGGCUUCGCGUACGUUUCGGGAAUUACGUUUCAAAGAGAUCUUGGUGGAAAGAGCCCAAAAAAAAGUUCUGCAAGGAUCAGUUUUGUCGUCUUUGCUUUUGCAAUGGUGAUUAUCAUGUCUACGUACACGGCAACUCUGACAGCUGUAAAAGUGAAACAAGAAAAUUUGAAUGUUUUUGAAGGAAUGCAUGAUCCUAAGUUUACGAAUCCUACAAACGAUUUCAAGUUUGCCACAAUUGCUAGUACAAGUGUUGCAGAAUAUUUCCGACGUUCAACCAGCGAACACUUUAGACGCAUGUUUACGUUCAUGAAGAAAUACAAUCUCAAAUCCACUAGAGAAGGUGCAAUGAAGGUUCUCAAUGGAGAACUUCAGGCUUUUAUCAUGGAGUAUCCCAUGGCACAAUAUUAUGCUGGUAAACAAAAAGACUGCAGACUUAAAGUGAUUCCAACAAACCAUGGGAAAGGAACAUGGAAUGUUUUUUUCAGCCGUGGCUCUUCUUGGAACGGUUUAAUUUCAAGAAAAAUCUUGGAAUAUAAAGAAAAAGCUAUUCUUGCUAGUGAUUACGAGAGGUGGAUGCAUAGCAAGUGCUCAUCAGAGACUGGAACAACAGUUACAAAUCACAAAUUUACAAUAACCCAUUUCGGAGGAUUGGUAGUGAUUCUAUCUUUGUCAUUCCUUGCUUCAUUAGUAGUUCUUAUGUUUGAGAAACUUUUCUUUAUGAGAAAAGAGUGUUUACAAAAGUAUUCUCUACAUGCUUCUGAAUAAUUAUAACUGUCGUCAACAUGGCCUAUUUGAAGGGCAAUUAGCUGUGAGGGCAAACUUUUAGUUUUUCAAAGAGGAGUACAUUUGCCUAUCGAUUAAAACAAUGGAAAGUCACUGGGGCUGGAGGGGCAAUUGCCCUCCCCCUAGUUAGUUUGCUAAAAAGGGCGCUGGUCCUCAGAUGCUAAGAAUACAAUAAACGGUAUUCUUCUGACAUAACAAUUGUGACUGUGAGAGAAACUAAACCGUUCCUGAACUGUGACCACCAUCAUUUAUUCGAUGCCAACAUCAACAACCGAGCAUAUAUAGUAUCGGAGUAAUAUUAAAUGUCUGUAUAAUGCAGGGACAUGGUGUCAAAUAGAGUUAUCUGUAUAACAUGUAGAUAAUGUACGAUAUAAUUAACGAUUACAUCUGAAAAUAUAUGGUAAGCACUGCUAAGUUAUGUAACCUUACUCUAUGUUAAAUGAAGUUGUAGUUUUUAAUACAAAGCAAUGGAAAAUAACAAUUAAAUAUUGAUAAAUUUUCUAACAUUUUCUACUCUAUGGCCUCAAUUUUGAAUCUCAGUAUUUGGUUUUUAUAAUUAGAAUAAAAACAGCAUGAAAUGGUUUGAAAAUAGUAAAAAGUCAUAUCUAGCAUUAAGGCAGAGACAAUGCUUGUAAUAUGUUAGAUCUAAUGAAAAUGCACCUGUUCUCAAUUUUGUACCUAACUAUUGUUAUAAAGCUUAAUUUGUGUAAGCUGUAUUGAACAUUUGUGCUGAUAAAUUUACUUAACAAAAUUAUCAGCUGAUCGUACUAUAGAUGCCAUACCUUUUGCAUUAAAAAUACUUUGAUUUUUUUGCUGAUUCAUGCCACCUUCAAACUAAAAAUUCACCAACUUCAAGAAUUUUCCCUUGGGUGCAUGGCUCCCACUGUCCUGAUUGGUUUUUACAAGCAUCCGUCAGAAAUAAUUCCUUAUUGUAAUGUAUACAUAGUAUGUAUGUCUUUUUCUAGUACACUCUUUUUUUAUAAGAGCCAGUAAAUUUAAGUUCAGGCUGACUGUUCUUAAUUUUUUCGAAAAUCCGAGGCUAGAUUGUUCUUAAUUUGUUCUUAAAUUAAUAGGAUGCAAGCAGGGCAAUUGGUAUCUUAUUCACUCUAGAGAGGUAUUGAGGCCUCAUUUGCCAACAAAGUGAGUGAGACAGCCUUUGUUUGCCGACAAGUUUGAGUAUUCGCCGAAAAAGCACCCACACAUGGCUAAAAAUCUUCGUUUUUGAAAUGAAACGUCGUUCAAAAUUGCAUUUUACAGACUCAGGUUGCUCUUAAUUUGUUGUUAACUUCUGACCAAUUUUGAGGCUCGUGUUCUUAUAAAAUUGUUCUUAUUGAAAAAAGAGUGUAUCGUAAUUGACUCCUGUCUUCAUGUGUAUUGCAACUUGAGUUUGGUUGAGUUUGGCAGAAAGUCUCCCAAAUAAUAAUAAAAGAGGUUAAUGGCUAGAAUUCCCCUAAAAAUGGAAGCAGAAAUACAGGGGCGUUGGGAGUGUGUGGUGUGGGGAGAGGCACCCCGAAUCUUCGGCAAACUUGUAAUACAGCCAGGGCCGUCGAGAGACGGGCCGGGCCCCAGGGCUGGGACUGUCAUGGGGCCCCACCGUCGAAGGCUGCAAAAACCUUUUUUGGAUUACGCCCUUAGCAAUGCAGUUAGAUGGACUGUAAAAGACAUGAAUUUUGAAAUCAACGCCCCUGGAACACUUGAAUUUGUAUUUUAAGGCCUUUAACAGAACAUGUAAUUAGUGACUAUAUAAAAAAAAUCAUCAAAACAAAUCAGUUUAAAAAUCAGAGUUAAUUUAAUGUUUAAAAAACUGCUUUUCUUGCUUUCCUCAUGGCGGAAUCCUUAAUCUUUUCCCACAAUCUUUUCCAGCUGUCGUUCGCUCCCCAAUCAUCAGGAGAAGCCAAUUUUGAUUUUGAACCAUUAUUAAUAGUGUGCUCAAAGAACCUGCAUGGCAAACAAUAGAGUGCAGCCUUUGUAGGACUGAAAACAAGCUAGCUUCUUACUACCUCCCCAUUUUGCUGCUUCACAUUUAGGACCGUUGUUGGAAAUUUGUGGCCGUCGCAAUCUUUGGGAAACUCUGGAGAAUGAGGCAAAUGACCAGUUCUAACAACCUUUUCUAACUCCUUUUUCGUUGGAAAUCCGGUCAAUGUGCCGACAUCAAAACUAGAUGAUCCACUAUGAACAGUAUCUUGAUUUAAUGACAAAUCGGUAGUGCUUUCUCUACUUUCUGUGGUGUCAUGGUCUCCUGAAGCAGCCAAGCCGUCUGUGUCUUCUUCUUCUUCAGCAGUGCUUCGAACAGAGCUUUCACCAGGUUUAUUUAAAGUUGAAUCACCUUCCUUGUCUCUUUUGUAAGCACCUACCUCAAACAAUGUGCGAGAGGCCUUCUUUGCUUCUUUUUCUCGUAUCUUUUUUACCUGCCUUUUCUGAGCACCAGACGUGUGCCUGUAAGAUAACAUCGCAGGGGUUGCUUGGAUCGUGAUCCCGUUUAGUGAUUUUGAUAAAGACUUUUAUAGCGUUUGGAUUUGUCUUGGUUCUUCGCAUGUGCUUUCUCUCUGGUCUACACCGUGAAUGGAAGAUUUACUUUUACGUUUAUAGGAAGUCCACACAAGGAAUAACUAAAACAUCUGACCUAAACAUGGGCUCCGACAAAGGUUGAAAAGUGGGGGGCCAAGGAAAAAUUU
Molecule: messenger RNA, 5361 nt
Organism: Rhopilema esculentum
Lineage: Eukaryota; Metazoa; Cnidaria; Scyphozoa; Rhizostomeae; Rhizostomatidae
Product: glutamate receptor ionotropic, NMDA 2B
Cellular component (GO): membrane
Molecular function (GO): ligand-gated monoatomic ion channel activity
Source: RefSeq, a predicted model, not a curated record